GCUGGGGACAGUCGGGCGGGUGAGACGCUGCGGGACGAGUUGGGUCGGGUGAGGAGCGGGGCGAUCUGGAGCGGAGCGCAGCUCGUACAGCCCCGCACGGCGGGAGCCACCGCUCACAGCCCGCACCUGCUGUUCCCUAUGCGCGGAGCCCGGCGAAACGCCACGACAUCGGAACGCUGAGAGCAGCCCCCGCAGCCUGCCCGGGGAUCCGGCUGGGGGGACAUGGGGGUGGAGGGCACCGAGCUGCCCGGCGGCAACGUCAGUGCCAACCAGAGCGCAGCAGACCCCACGGUGUCGCGGGACGUGUGGGUGGUGGGCAUGGGGAUCCUCAUGUCGCUCAUCGUGCUGGUCAUCGUCUUCGGCAACGUGCUGGUGAUCACCGCCAUCGCCCGCUUCCAGCGCCUGCAGACGGUCACCAACUACUUCAUCACCUCGCUGGCGUGUGCAGACCUGGUGAUGGGACUGGGUGUGGUGCCCUUCGGUGCCUGCCACAUCAUCAUGGAGAUGUGGAAGUUUGGGAACUUUUGGUGUGAGUUCUGGACCUCUCUGGAUGUGCUUUGUGUCACCGCCAGCAUCGAGACCCUGUGUGUCAUCGCUGUGGAUCGAUACUUUGCCAUCACCUCCCCAUUCAAGUACCAGAGCCUGCUGACCAAGAGCAAGGCACGUGUGGUCAUCCUGAUGGUGUGGGCCAUCUCGGCCCUCACCUCCUUCCUGCCCAUCCAGAUGCACUGGUACCGGGCAGACCGUGAUGAGGCCAUCCUCUGCUAUGAGAAGGACACGUGCUGUGACUUCUUCACCAACCAAGCCUAUGCCAUUGCCUCCUCCAUCAUCUCUUUCUACCUACCGCUUGUGGUCAUGGUAUUUGUGUACGCCAGGGUCUUCCAGGUGGCCAAGAAGCAACUGCAGAAGAUAGACCGGAGUGAGGGCAGGUUUCACAUCCAGAACAAGGAACAGGACCAGAACGGGAAAACCGGGCACCGCCGUUCCUCCAAGUUCUUCCUGAAGGAGCACAAAGCUUUGAAGACCUUGGGCAUCAUCAUGGGCACCUUCACGCUGUGCUGGCUGCCCUUCUUCAUCGUCAACAUCGUGCACGUCAUCCAGGACGACAUCAUCCCCAAGUACGUGUACAUUCUCUUGAACUGGCUGGGCUAUGUCAACUCUGCCUUCAAUCCCCUGAUCUACUGCCGGAGCCCAGACUUCAGGUACGCCUUCCAGGAGCUCCUGUGCCUCCGCAGGUCUGCUCUGAAGAUGUACGCUAAUGGCUACUCAAACAGCAACGGCAGGAGUGACUACAACGAGGAGGAGAACGGCUACCCCCUGGCACCAGAGAAAGCCUGCGAGCUGCUCUGCGAAGAGGGCUCCUUCCCUCACCCUGAGGACUUUUUGCACUGCAAAGAGAUCCCUGGGUGCCCAGGAAUGGUGGAGAGCUGAAGGCCGACCUCUCUUCCUCACCACUCUGAGCUCACGAGGGCUCUGAAGAGAUGGAGUGGGAGCUCAGCCAUGCUUCUCUGAGCCCAGGGUUGCUUGGGAAGUGAUUGCUUUGGCAAAUGUCUUCAUCUCAGCCCAUAGCCCAUCGUGCAUCACCUGAAGGAGAAGCUGGUGAAGCAUUCAGAGGACCAGGAAAGGCUCUGCCAGCACUUCAAGCACUGGAGAGCACAGAUGGGGGAUCGGCACUGAGAGGCACUCAGGAGUCACUGCAAAGGAAACCAGCUCUGGGGAGAUGCUAAAAGAGCCCCGUGAGCUGAAAGAGGUGAAUGGACAAAUGACCACAAAAGUACUGUGGGGUUUUCCUGGCACAGCAUCCUUGGCAAGAGCUUCCAGAAGCACAGCAGGACCACAUGGCUGCAUGCAGUGACCGGACCAGAAGAGCCCCAGCAAGGUCCUGUCUCAUGCUGCCUGAGGCUGCAGGUGGAACAGGAACCUGACCAAGGCAGGGAAGAGGAGCACGAGAGGUUCCUUUGGUUUAUACUGUGCUCAUUUCUGCUUCUGGUAUCUGCUCUGUCUACCUCUUUUUCUCUUUAGCCCUACACGUACUGGAUAUGGGACAGCCCCACACAACAAGAAGGAGGUUUGCACAGGGAAAACCCUGCUCAGUGCAGAGUGCUGCUGUCAGAUGGGGCUGACACUGCGCAGUGCAAACAUAACCUGGCCUUCAUUCACUUGUUAUCCCAACAGAUCUGGAACUGCAAAGCCUGGACUUCGGACUGGAGAAAGGCUUGAGCCUGGCAAUCCUACUUGCAAGCAGUCACAUGCUAACAUGACCAGCCACUUUUGGGAGCCAAGUUUUAACACCCGAGAGCCAUAAUCAUGCAGAGCAUCUGGCUCUGUGCUGUAGCUGUUGAAAUGAGUGUGCUGCACAUUUAGCUCCUGUUUGUGGAAUUUUAAGAACUCGCUCAGCAGAGAAAGGAACAGAGACACAGGGAGCAGCAGAGGCUCAGGCAGGAAACUGCAAGAAAAAAUGGUUCAAAACCAUAGGGAAACUUGCAACUUCAUCACAGAUGGCAACCCAGACACAGACUGGUGUGACCAGCUGGUAGGCUGCAGCUUUCUGGUCACUCAGCACCUCUCACAGGCCCAGGCACAACAUGCCAACACUGACCCAAGGCAAGAGCCCCAUCCCUGAGCUGCUGUGCCAGGCUUCCACCUGCAGAGCCCUUCCCCUUCCAAAGCUCUAUUUAUUUAUUUAUUGAUGCCCUUGCGAUGAUGCAGUUUCUCCAUAUGCUCCAUGCUGGUGCAGCAGCUGUGUUCCUGAGUGUGGGGCUCUGCCCUGCUGCUCCUACUGCUCCUGGCCCUGCAUCCUGCUCCAUGCCCUCCCUUCCCUGCCCCAUCCCCACUGAGGCUUUGUUCCAACCUGUGUGGCUGCUUCAUGGAAACAUCUCCCAACCCAAACCUAUUUCCUCAGAAGAUUCCUGGAUGUCUCCAGCCACGUAUUAUGUACUGGAAGCACUGCCCUUGGGAUUAGCUUUCAGGUUAGGGACAAGCGUGGGAUCUCAGUAGGUCUUUUUCUCACAAAGCCUCUUGUGUGCAGUUUGCAAUAAGAGAAAUGGAUACGUUUGCUCUGAUAAUUCUCCAGCGUGGCCCAAAGCAGUGACCUGCUGAUUGCUGAGUGCUUCCUUGAAGAGUUGUUGGAGAUGGAAGAGACAAAUUACAAAUCCAUCUGCCUAUGGACCUUCAGGCUCGUUCCAUGUAUUACAUUAACUGGUGGUGUGCUCAGCCUAUUUUUAAAUGCCUUAACACCAGGGUUAUUGUGCUUUUCCUUUGGGAGAUUGCUCUGUUGUCCAAGUCAAGAGCUGCUAUUAGCAUUGCACCUGCACUUCCUCCUGAAAUCUUCAUUCCAUUAUUCCCAGUGAUGUUAUGCAAACACCCACUGCUCACUGGGCAAGCUCUGCCCCCUCCUCCUGCCUCCUCCAAGGAACUCCCAGGCUGCUGAUGCUCCAACCCUCCUGCAGCUCAACAUGGUAUGAGCCCACUUGUCAUUAACUGGUAGAGAGGGAGUUGUCAGAGAUCUGAACCCAUAAGCAGAACAGCCAGGACCUGUAGCAGUGUGGAGCUGUUCUGCACCUCCUUGUGCAGCACGUGUGGUACAGGAGAGGGACAAAGGCUGCUAUGUGUCCGUACAGUGUCAGCAAUGAGCAGCUCCCAUCCCACAGCGAGCAAAUGCUGGGGAAAGCACACGGCAGCCCCUCCAUCUCUGCAGAACCUUCAGUGCUGGGGGAGUGCGUGUGCCAAACUCAGCUGGAGCACCAUUGUGAUUGUGAGAGCUCUGUUCUCACUGAACAAAUUGUUCCUACCAAUAAAGAAUGAAAAGCUCUCCUCUUCCCACUCUCCUUUAUUGCGCUAUUCAUUGAGCUGUGCUGGACAAAGGGACCGUGCUGGGCUGAGGGGGCUGAAGUUUGCCAUGCAAUGGACAGGUCAAGGGGAGGAAAAUCACAGCAUGAAGUGCACUGAAGCUGGGGCUCUUGGGGGGAGUUUGCCGAUGUGAGGCAGGUUGCAAUACCUCCUGGGGAUGGAUGGGACUGUGGCACAUGGAUAGAGGGGAACAGAACAACCAUUGGUACCAGUCCUGCAGCUGCUAUGGCACAGAGCAGAACAGGUCAAGGAAACCUAGGAGGAGAGAACAAGGCAGAUGAAAUGGGAUGCUGUGAUUCCCAGGGGAUUCACAGGAUGAUAAUAAGGGAAUUUGGAGACUCCCAUCCACUUGGCAGUGUGUGAUCCCAACGGCUCAUGCUGCGCCCAGCCACCAGAUCAGUGAUACAGCAGCAUGCUCCUUAAUUCCACCUCUCCAUUGCCGGCUGUUCUCUCCUGCUGCUGUGGAGCAGGGUGGCAGUGACAACAUCGCAGCUUUUAGGAAGCAAUUGCCAGGAGAGGCUUUUGGUCCCUGCGCGCUGAAAGAAUCAAAAUAACACAUUUCCAACAGAAUUCAUGAUGAGACAAUUAAUCAUCCCAAUUUAAAACAUUGGAGGGCCUGAAUGAACAAAGAUGUUGGAGGCUGUGGCUGUGCUCUGUCUGGCAGCAGUAGGGCUUUAGGCAGUACCUGUACUGCAGGUCCACAUGGAUCCAGCAAGCAGACAGGAUGUGUUCUCCCCAUUUUCCAGGCUUUGCGUCUUGAUUUACUGAGCUCUGAGGUCACACUAGGGGGGGGGAUUGGGACUGAAUAAAUUGUGAGCCUUCUUUUCCAUGAGCACAACUCCAGUGCCUCCAGACAUCUCAUGAUGUGUCCAAAUAACUCCCCGAAGUUCCUGAAGCUUUAAAGCAAAUCCCGAGAAAAGAGCCGCAAUGAGAUUAUUGUGGCACAUCGCUGCAAUAAACCUUCUCUUCAUCCUUUCAUGGUUAGAGGUAUGAACAUGAAUUAUGGCAGCUUAAACCUCUCAAGAGCAGCAUGUACAAUUGUUUUCUCAAACUGCUGGUAAAGAGCCCUGUUGAGCUGCGAUGUCAUUGCCUGCAGAUGCUGCAGACUGAAUGGGGCUGCUUUACGAGCUGUUUUAAUCCUUCCAGGAAUCAAAUGAUCCCUUUCUGCCCAUUCCAGGCUGUGGACUGCUCCUUGCUCCGUUCCAGUUUGCUCCUUCAAGGCUUUGGCACCAUCACUUCUUGCAGCAGAUGAGAGCCUUGAAGCUUGUAAAUGUAAACCUGUGAAUAAAAGCUUUGGAUUCAGUAA
This is a messenger RNA of Coturnix japonica (Japanese quail), 5155 nucleotides long. RefSeq names its product adrenoceptor beta 2 (gene ADRB2). Gene Ontology annotation, molecular function: beta2-adrenergic receptor activity; norepinephrine binding. Gene Ontology annotation, cellular component: plasma membrane. The record is from RefSeq and is a predicted model, not a curated record. Lineage: Eukaryota; Metazoa; Chordata; Aves; Galliformes; Phasianidae. Gene Ontology annotation, biological process: norepinephrine-epinephrine-mediated vasodilation involved in regulation of systemic arterial blood pressure; adenylate cyclase-activating adrenergic receptor signaling pathway; regulation of smooth muscle contraction.